GGAAUGGCUUCUGAUAUGUCUUCUUAUUCAGGAUCUGGUGUGAGUUGGAGUGGAGCUUGUGCCAGCUUUAGCAUGUCCGAUGGUUGGGGAGGAUCUUUGAAAAGUGCUGCGUGCCAACUUCCUGCCUCUACUCACCGCGCCCUGGCAGCACCUUACGUGCUGUUUGGAUUAGGACGAAGUCCAAAUUUUGUCGAUGAAGUAGGGAUUUUGGUUGCUGUUCUGUUUCCGAGCAUAAAGAGAAUAUUCUUUCAGUUGACCAUUGGAGCGCCACGGUACUCUGAUAGUUUAGCUGUUCGUCAACAUACAUUAAAGCAGAUUGUACCUAACUCGAGAAUUGUCGUUAUCCCACCAGAAGAUGGUACCCAUUGGCUAACGCGAUUGUAUGUGACUCCAUCGCAGCUUAUCUUGCAAAGCUUAGCAGUUAUCGCCUUAGUUUGUGCUAUGCUGCUAAUCGUGGUUGCUUUCCUUCACUAUCGAGAAAAGAAGGAGGACCGAGUGGAACGUCAGCAACAGUCCCAUAGGUUCCAUUUUGAUGCGAUGUAG
This is a messenger RNA of Strongylus vulgaris, 543 nucleotides long. NCBI's taxonomy places the organism in Eukaryota, Metazoa, Nematoda, Chromadorea, Rhabditida, Strongylidae. The record is from the annotation of a GenBank genome assembly.